Meloidogyne enterolobii is the source of this 339-nucleotide messenger RNA. Lineage: Eukaryota; Metazoa; Nematoda; Chromadorea; Rhabditida; Meloidogynidae. The record is from the annotation of a GenBank genome assembly.
UCAAUUCCACUAUUUUUAAAUAUUAAUGAAGAUGCAAGACACUUUUUCUGUCUUAAAAAGACAAAGUACAGUUCAACGAGACGUUAUCUUCUAACAUUGCCAAGAUUUCCAAAAAAUAUUGAAGAAAUGAUUAUUGUUCGAUGUUGGUUAGAACAUUUAUUUAAUUGUGCUUUUGAGCUUGCUUAUUUUUCUACAAGUGUAUUUAACCCACAAAUGAUUAAUAUAUUAUUCGAUAACGACAAAACAAUUCCACUUCAAUUUAACACACAAACAACAGUUCUAGGUAAUUCUGAGCCUCCCACCCCCUUUCGUUUUUUCAUUCCCAAAGAUUUAACAUAA